This is a messenger RNA of Pangasianodon hypophthalmus (striped catfish), 3483 nucleotides long. RefSeq names its product hypoxia inducible factor 1 subunit alpha, like 2 (gene hif1al2). The record is from RefSeq and is a predicted model, not a curated record. Gene Ontology annotation, biological process: cellular response to hypoxia; regulation of transcription by RNA polymerase II. Lineage: Eukaryota; Metazoa; Chordata; Actinopteri; Siluriformes; Pangasiidae. The transcript is spliced from 14 exons. The coding region runs from base 152 to 1993 and encodes 613 amino acids. Gene Ontology annotation, molecular function: protein dimerization activity; DNA-binding transcription factor activity, RNA polymerase II-specific; RNA polymerase II transcription regulatory region sequence-specific DNA binding.
GCUGAAAGCCUUCAUAUUCUUACUCUCCGCGUUUCAAGACUUAGUCAGAAGCCAUAAUGUAACAGUGCAACUUGAAGCAGUUCUGAGGGAUUUUUCUGACCAAUAGCAAGGAAAGUCAGGCACAGAAAUCAGUAAGCAGAAGAGGGUGAGAAUGUGCUUAGAGUGUAGGAAGGCCCGAUCCCGUGUGGCAGCUCAGAGCAGACGGGAGAAAGAAAGCCAGCUGUUUAGAGAGUUAGCGGCCCUGCUGCCCCUGGCCCCAUAUGAGGCAGAUCAGCUGGAUAAAGCUUCUGUCAUCAGAGUUACAAUCUCCUACUUGCACCUCAGAGCUCUACUGGGCAUUCCUGACUCCACUGCAGUAGAAGCUAUGAUGCAUCCUGUCUCAGCAAGUCAGGGGGAGUUACCAGAAUCAAUCAAGAAGUGGUUACUAGAUACACUUGAAGGAUUCCUGCUCUUAAUGUCCUUGUGUGGCAAGAUUAUCUUCAUCACAAAGGAUGUCAUCUCUCAUAUAGGAAUCAAACAGAUGGAUUUGAUUGGCCGGAGUUUGUUUGAUUUUAUUCAUCCAUCCGAUCACAAGGAGAUCAAAGAGAUUCUUACAAGCAUAAUAGGGAGCGAAGACCAGCAGAAGUGUGAGGUUUUCUUCCGAAUCAAAGGUGCAGUCAAAAACAUGCUGACUCCCUGGCAGGUGAUUCACUGCACUGGAAACAAAAGGUCGUCAUCUAUUCCAGGAUCCAGCUAUCUGCUUCUCCUGUGCAGAUCAUUACCUGUGCAAGAAGUCAUUGAGAUGGAGGCUCAUCUGAAUUUCAAAACAUUCCUGAGCAUCCAUGAGCCAGACAUGAAGUUCACCUACUGCCACUCUGGGGUCUUGGAACUGACUGGCUUUAGUGACAUUGAGCUGUACGGUCAGUCUGUGUACCAGUACUAUCAUCCUUCUGAUUGCCAGCAUAUCUUCAAGGCACACCUCUGUUUAUUCUCAAAGGGCCAGGUGUACACUGGGAAGUAUCGGCUCCUACAGAAGCACGGUGGCUACGUUUGGGUAGAGACGGACGCCACAGUUGUGUACAACGUUCACACAGGGAAGCCAGAGAGAAUCGUGUGCAUCAACUAUAUUCUAAGUGGAGUGGAGCUUCCAGAUGUGGUGUUUUCACUGGAACAGACACAGUGCCUGCUGAAUGCCUUCCAUGCACCGUACACUUCGAUGACACGUAAAGAGACCAAUCAGGCAACAUCUAAAACCACUGACAAGAACAGCAGCCUUGUGGCCUCUCCCUGUGAGAGAGACGAACCAACCAACAGCUGUACUGAGAUUUUGCACAAGACUGCUUUGUGUGGCUCACUUUCCAACGACAUGCGUGACCUGGAUUUGGAUAGUCUAGCCCCAUACAUUCCCACCCAUGAAGAGGACUUCCAUUUAACUCCUAUUUUAGAUGGAGUGGCAAGUGAUUCAGUAUUAAACAGACACCCGCCCUCUCUUAGUGAGACAUGGUUAACUCUGGACCAAAAGCUGCCCACAGAUUCAGAAGCAAUCUGUUUCCACAGGCUAAAUAUAAACGAGAACCGUAUGCUCAGUUCAUCAAGCCAAUGGCAUGAGAGCACACACGCAAUGAACAAAAAACAACAGGAGCGGUUUAAGAAUCAAAUCUCCAUUCCUGAAAAAAAGAGCGAUCAUUGGACAGACGUCUCUCAACAUCUCACUAAAUCUUCCUCAGAAAAUUUUGAUGGAAGAACAGUCUGGACUUGCAGCCAGAGUUACGCAGAGCCAGUGCAUUUGGCCUACAAAUAUGCCGAGCUCUCGUGGUGUCCUCUGGGAUCUUCAACGCAACAUAGCAACCAAAACACAGAGGAAAAAAUGCCCUCAAUGCUAGUUAACUUGCCUGUACUGAGCAGGUGGGAAUGUGAAGUGAAUGCACCCCUGGGACCCACUUCACACUUGCUUCAAGGGACUGAACUCACCAAUGUCCUGGAUCAGGUUGCUUCAUGGGGGUGCUGGUACUAAUGAAGGUGAUGCAGGAGCCUGUAUAAAUGUCUAAAAUGUGCUUAGAGCCAGAUGCAUUACACUUCCACAGUACAGUUACAUUACGGGUGAUUCCACAAUUGGGGUGACAUUUGUGUCCCGCUGAUAUUCCAUUUACAAAUAUGUAUUUAAAGGUAAAAGAGAAUUCAGACAUAUAACUUAACCGUUAUAUAUUAUAUAUUGAAAUGUAAUCUGUAAAGUUCUUCGAAAAAUCAUAUUAUUAUGCAUUAAUGUGUGAAUCCAUUUAUCAUCUCAUGCUCCAUGAGUCAGCCAUUAUAGGUUAUGAAACAUGUACAUAUUUGUGUCCACAACCCACAACCCUGUUACCUGAACACAUUCAACUCCAUGAAAUAUUUGUAAUAUUCCACAAGUCAAAUUUUCAACAGGAAUUUGCAUCAACCAAAUUUCCUGAAGAUCAUGGGAAGAAGAAAUGUAAGCUGUUUCAUUCUUUUUUCAUUAUUUUCAGUGAUCUUGUGAUAUUGACCGAUGAGGUCCUUUGAAAGUACAAACCCUGUUAUGCAAAUUACAGAUUGAAAGUACAUAAUUAAAAAAAAAUCAUUUUAACAAAUCAUUAGAAUAUCCUUAAUGUUCUUCUGCCAUUAGCACAGAUGCUAGCUAAUCACAUUUUUUUAUAUUUGCUAAUUCUAUGCUAAAAUACCCUCAAAUCUGUUAAUUUCAAGUUCAAUGUUCAAAAAUUAAAAAAAAAAAUUUUGAAUAUUUUUUAACAAGUUCAAGGGCUAUAUUGCACUGCAUUUGUGGAAUCAUUCCUAUUUUUGUCUUAUUUUGUUUAACCAGUCUUGUGAAAUGUUUGGUAUAUAUAUUAGCAUUAGGUAAUACAAUUAGUGUUUAAUGGUUGUGUUUAAUGUUGUCAUAUUGUGUAGUAUUCGAUAUAUUAGUGUAUUUUCCAAUAUUAGUGUAUUCCUCAGAAUUCACAGUUUUGCACUGGUGUUGUGCUUUUAUCCAUCUGCUUUGUCAGAAUAUAACACCCAACAUGCAUUAUAUAAAUAUGCCAUGCAAAUAAAAUCAGGAAUACACUAAUAAAUGCAUUAGUGCUGCUAGCUAGCUGUAGUGGUGUAUCGCUCAAGGGAAAGUAUCCAUCCCAAAGCAGUUGGAGUCCUUCAAGAAUAAUAUUUCUGAAUCUGGCUUAAGUAUUCCUUAAAUGUGAACAUGAAAAGUAAUUAGUGUCAAACAAAUUAUGGCAUUUGAAACUAAUGAUAGUCUUAAUGGCUAGAUAUAGAGUAUAUGGCAAUAGCAGAUAUUUAUUCAUACUAUAUGCUAAAGUGUAGUACACCUGCAAGCUGGGAUUACCUACAGCAGUGUUUCCCUUCUCAGGGAGAGUUUCAAGUAGAAUCCCUUUAGAAGGCUAAGAACCAUUUUUGUAAGAGUAUAUGUACACUAUACAGGCAUACACAUGCUGGAUACAAGCAUGCUUACAUCAGACGCAUCAUAUGCAAUUUUUUUCAGUUUAUUUU